AUGGAGGAUUUGCUCCCAACCCUGCGCUUGAAGAAUAUCCGUGUGUCGGUAGUUUCUUUGAGCCCUGAAAUAUUCGCCCUGAAGAAUCUUUGUGUCGAGACCGGUGGCCGCUUCGAAGUCGCGAUGAGCCACACCCACUUCGAGGAGCUUCUCCGUAGUCAUCUCUCAGCACCUGAGAUCCAGGGCAAAGAUGUGGCACCUCAAAUGGUGCGCAUGGGCUUCCCGCGACUCUUAGAAAUAGAGGCAAAGAAACCUGAAGCCUGUGCUUGCCACUUUCAAGUGAGAAAUAGUUUGUAUGUUUGCCCACAAUGCCAUGGUCGCAGCUGUGGCUUGCCAAGUCGAUGCAAGAUUUGUGACCUGCCUCUGGUCUCUGCUUCUGUUUUGGCAAGAGCCUUCAGGAGCGUUGUACCCCUGGCACCGUUUCUUCCUGUGGAUCUAGGUGCCCUGUCUACACGUUGCAAGGGCUGCCAGCAGACCUUUUCGUCAGCGCACAUGCGUUUCGCAGCGAUGCGGUUGACAGCGACGCUGCUGAGCGGCCGGAUCCUUCACGAGGAGACGCUGGACGACUGGUUUGAGCUGCUGGAUUGCCUUUCAGCGAUUAGCAGCAAAUUGGGAUGCCAGCGACAAGACCUGGCGAUGCUUCCUGCAGCGGAGUUCUUCCCAGAGAGGUCACGACUGGAGCUCCUGGUGCUGGUGUCGCCCCCCUCCUCGUCAGAGAGCAGACUGCUCCAGGAAGCUUGCAGGAACUCCAGGAUGGAUGUGGUUGCAAAUUUACUGAGAUGCCGACAAGAUCCGAAUGUCGGCGGCAAAAGAACACCUUUGAUGAUCGCUUCAGCCAAAGGUGAUCUGCAGAUCUGCCGCCUACUACUCAUGGCAUCUGCAAAAAUUGACUGCGCAACGCCUUCUGGUGCCACUGCCCUGCACUACGCGGCAUUUGGAGGCAGCUACAGCGUCGUGGAGUUGCUUCUCCGGGCAAAAGCAGCAGCUUCGUCAGGAGCACGCAUGGAGCCGAUCCAAAUCGUGGUCGAAAAUGCAGAUCUGGACAUAGCGUUGCUUUUGAUGAAGUAUGGCGCUGAUGUUGGGCAGAUCAGUGAUGGCACAGCCAAGGAUCGCCUCCUUGCAGGUGCAGGAUGUCGCACACCUUGACAAGGCGGCUCUACAUCAUGCAUCGAUAGUGCCGUUUGGACGUGAUGGAUACCCUUCGGUAUAUACUGUCCUCGUACUUCUGAGGGAUGCAGUUUCAAGUCAGGGAGCAGCAGU
This is a messenger RNA of Cladocopium goreaui, 1260 nucleotides long. The record is from the annotation of a GenBank genome assembly. NCBI's taxonomy places the organism in Eukaryota, Dinophyceae, Suessiales, Symbiodiniaceae.